This is a messenger RNA of Phodopus roborovskii (desert hamster), 1423 nucleotides long. RefSeq names its product partner of NOB1 homolog (gene Pno1). The record is from RefSeq and is a predicted model, not a curated record. Bases 35 to 790 code for a protein of 251 amino acids. Gene Ontology annotation, cellular component: nucleolus. Gene Ontology annotation, molecular function: RNA binding. The transcript has 7 exons. Lineage: Eukaryota; Metazoa; Chordata; Mammalia; Rodentia; Cricetidae.
CGUGUUCAGCUGGUUGGGUUCUCCCGGUUCGAACAUGGCCGAGAUGGAGACGCAAAACACCGGCACGGAGGACGGCUUCACUCCUGUCACGCACAGAGGCGGCCGGCGGGCGAAGAAGCGACAGGCAGAGCAGCCGUCAGCGCCGGGACAGGACGGAGACGCCAGCCGCAUGGACACGGAGGAGGCGCGGCCGGCGAAGAGGCCGGUCUUCCCGCCGCUGUCGGGCGAGCAGCUCCUGACUGGGAAAGAAGAAACAAGGAAAAUCCCGGUCCCCUCUAACAGAUACACACCGUUAAAAGAAAACUGGAUGAAGAUAUUUACUCCGAUCGUAGAACACUUGGGACUUCAGAUACGCUUUAACCUGAAGUCAAGGAAUGUGGAAAUCAGGACUUGCAAAGACACCAAGGAUGUCAGUUCCCUGACAAAAGCAGCCGACUUUGUGAAAGCCUUUGUUCUCGGGUUUCAGGUGGAGGAUGCACUUGCCCUUAUCAGGUUGGAUGACCUCUUCCUAGAGUCUUUUGAAAUAACCGACGUUAAGCCCCUAAAAGGAGAUCACCUGUCAAGGGCAAUAGGAAGAAUUGCUGGCAAAGGAGGAAAAACCAAAUUUACCAUAGAGAAUGUGACUCGGACACGGAUUGUUUUAGCAGAUGUGAAAGUUCACAUUCUCGGCUCUUUCCAGAACAUCAAGAUGGCAAGGACUGCCAUCUGCAACCUCAUCCUAGGAAAUCCUCCAUCAAAGGUUUAUGGCAAUAUCCGAGCUGUGGCCAGCAGAUCAGCAGACCGGUUCUGAUUCCCCUCCAACCUUUAAGAUGUUUUCAUAAAACCAUGGGAAGAUUUCCCAGCCGACUACAGCUCAGGAUUUUUUGUUUUUUUAGGUCUCAGCCCAAGCAGGAACAGAAGGGGAUGGUUUAAUAGGACUUGUACUCUACUGCUUCUAGAAUAAUUUAAAUAUGAAAAUGAAAUACUGUUAAUACUUAACACAUUGCGUGUAAAUUGCUUUUUCACUUUAAAUCACAUGGGACAGACUCACAGUUUAAAAUCUUGCCAUUUAGAGGCAACUUCUUAAGACAGAUUUGUAACUAAACUUGUGAGCAUUUUUUUAAUUAAAAUCUCUGAAGACCUGUGAAUCACAGUUCUUGGUACAGGGCACUGUGACUGCUUCAGGGUUGGGUCAUAACAGUAGUCUGCACUAUUGAACCUUAUGUGUUCAUCUUCCACUCAGUGUAUUUUAUGAAAUGAAAGCCCUGCAUCACAAGGCUAAUGAAUUACUUUUCAAAUAAGUAAUGAAAGUAAAACAGCUUUCCCAAGAAAAUUAUGUUUUCCAAACAGUAUAUUCUUGUAACUCGUGUCUGUGUAUAUGAAUUUGCUUAUUUCUUAUAUUGUUUAGAACCUAUUUCAUUAAAUAUGAGAUUUAGAUACUACA